CACACAUUUGUCGGAGGGGGUGGGAGAAGGGGGAGGUUUGGGAGUACCCAAGACUCUCCAAAGCCCGUCUAGGUUUAAUUUGUUUUUUUUUUUUUUUAGAGGGCGGGCUGGAGCUUGGCUCUCGACUGCACACGGUGCUUUGCAGAGGGAGUGUAGCAGGGCGAGCACUUUUGAUGUCAUCUCCAGCAGCGCUGCACGCGGGGAUGUACGGCAUGAAGGCACAAAAAUGAACGGAGCAGCGGGGAUGAACACAUUUUUCUGACACCCGGAUCUGCGACAUGGACAUCAGUGGAUUUUGAUUCUCUACGCAAGCGGAUUAAUAUGACCGUAUCGCCACGUUGUCAACAGGCUCUCCUUCGAUUUGGGAAUAUUUAACACAAGCGAGGGUAUUUCCCAUGCAGGCGAGAAUCAUGCUCUGCAAAAUCUUUGCAUUGAUUGUCUUACAAGGUGUGUGGAGGUGUGAGGCGUGGGUCAUAUCCGAGGUCAAGCCCGGAGGUGUCUCAGGCCCCGGCACGGAGUUGACCUCCGGUGGAGUCGCGGCUCUUAACAAUGAGGCGUCGGAACCAAAGUCCAGAUCUAAGCGCUGCACCUGUUAUUCCUACAAGGAUAAGGAGUGCAUCUAUUACUGUCAUUUGGACAUCAUCUGGAUCAAUACGCCUGAACGCACGGUGCCCUAUGGAAUGUCAAGCUACCAAGGAGCUCAGCGGCUCCGGCGUGCCGUCGUUGGACAUCAGAGAGAGCGCGAGCAGACACACUCUCAGCGCUGCGUUUGCGCCUCCUUUGAUGCAGACCCAGAGUGUCAUAAAUUUUGUCAGCCAAGCUCCCCGCAGAGUGGACUAAACAGGAGUCUUCACAGAAACCCAGGGCCCGGCUGACAGUUGGACUCCUCCUAACAUCCUACUGUUUUCUCUAGGGAGCGGAACCUUCCCUCGUCUUCACACCCAUUAUUCUCUGUUUGGCACACUCAUCUUCACAGGUACACUCACAGUCAAGGAAAGAACUUUGGAGUUUGACACUGCCGACAUUCCUGAGCAUAAUAACUCUUGGAGCAAGUUCCAUCAAGUUGAGUGGUUUUAAGAACUCCAGCAAAUUCGAUACAGAUCCCUGGAGGCUAUCCUAUUGUUUCCCCCCCUCCUCAUCGGAGCGGCAAAAGGAUUACCUUCACCCUGAAAAUAUCCUGUGACCUUAUGCAAGGUUACUUCAGACUCUUUCUUUGUAUUCAUGCCUGCUAUCAUAUUGUGGACUACUCUGAGACUCCGAGCGACAGUAUAUCGACGUACAAAGACGACAUUUCUACGUACAGUAGAUGGUGGAUAACAGCCUGUGCUGAGUAGUGA
Entelurus aequoreus (snake pipefish) is the source of this 1337-nucleotide messenger RNA. RefSeq names its product endothelin 3b (gene edn3b). The record is from RefSeq and is a predicted model, not a curated record. Gene Ontology annotation, cellular component: extracellular region. The coding region runs from base 396 to 875 and encodes 159 amino acids. Gene Ontology annotation, biological process: regulation of vasoconstriction; vein smooth muscle contraction; intracellular calcium ion homeostasis. Gene Ontology annotation, molecular function: hormone activity; endothelin B receptor binding. NCBI's taxonomy places the organism in Eukaryota, Metazoa, Chordata, Actinopteri, Syngnathiformes, Syngnathidae. The transcript has 4 exons.